GCUAGUGACUAAGGUUGGAGCAACCUUAAUCACGUGAUUUAUCGUAGAAUCACGUGAAUACUAGAGUUUGCAGACUUCGUUAUAGAACGUCAAAUGGCCGAGAUGAAAUUGAAUCGAGCAGCAAAGAGAAGAUUGUUGAAGAAAGAAAAUAGACGAGCAAAACGGCAAGAGGAAGCUAGGAAAAAUGAGGAAGCUGAAAGAAGACUUCAAACCAGUCCUGGAUACCUUCAACGACUAGCUUUGGAACAAGAAGAAGCAGAAAGAAUUCAGCAGAAGGAAGAAUCAGAAAGACAUCGAGAGGAGGAACUUUGGGUAGAAAGAGAGAAAAAGGCACAGGAAGAAUUCAACAUUAGAAAACUUCAGCAAGAAGAGCAGGAACGUUUAGAGGCUGAUGCAAGAGCAAGGGAGGAACAAGAGGCAAUAGAGAAGAAGAAACAGCAGGAAGAACUGCUAGCACAGGCUAUUCCACAAGCUUCAAACAAGGAGUGGUGUAACCCACCAGCUCCUGUUCACCAUUCUAGUGGAGGAGACAAGAAGCCUUGCCCAUUCUUUGUGAAGACGGGAGCAUGUCGCUUUGGAGACAGAUGUUCGAAGCAUCACGACUGGCCAGUGAUCAGUUCAACACUGCUAAUACCCAACAUGUUCAACAUUUUUGAGUUGGAUCAGCAGCAGCUGAAUGAAGCUGAUCAAGACGUUGAACUAGAGUAUGAUGAAAGGGAAGUCUACUUGAAGUUCAUUGAUUUUUACGAAGACAUCAAACCUGCAUUUGAAGAUGCUGGUCGUGUAAUUCAGCUUAAGGUGUGUUGUAACAUGGAGCCCCAUCUUCGUGGGAAUGUUUAUGUUCAAUACGAGAAUGAGGAAGAUGCUAGUCGAGCAUUUACAAUAUUUAAUGGCCGUUGGUAUGCACAACACCAACUGUCUGUUCAGUUUACGUCUGUGAAUAACUGGAAAGCUGCAAUAUGUGGACUUUUCCAUCGAAAUGCGUGUCCCAAGGGAAGAUACUGUAAUUUCCUCCAUGUUUUCAGAAAUCCUAGAAAUGAGUUUUCUGAGUUGAAAAGAAGUUCAAGAGAUGAAGCUAUACACUUUUCACAUUAUCGCUUUGAUACUGCAGCACCAAGAAGCUAUAAUCAUGCGAGGAGUGAUAGAAGUGGCUAUGAACAUGACAGAUUUAAUAGAAAGCAAAGAAGAAGCAGUGAGAAGUUUUCCGAUACUAGUGAGCAGAAAGCACGAGGAUCUCAUAGACACAGACGAUCCAAAAGCAGAGAAAGGCCGAGGACAAGAGACAGAACAAAGUUAUCACACAGAGAGAGUCGGUCAAGAUCAAGAGAAGGAAGAGCAAGGUCAAGGUCAAGGUCAAGAGACAGACGUAGAUCAAGAUCAAAGUCAUAUGAUAGACAAAGAACAAGUUCACGAGAUAGAGACAGAUGGUCAAGAUCAAGAUCAAGAGCAUGGAGUGGUAACAGUGAUAUCAGUGAUGUUGACUCUCCAUCAAACAGUGACAAACAUCAUAGCUCAAAGAGUAGACAGUCAGGAAAAAAGAAAAAGAAGAGACGCAAGUCAAGAUCAAGAGAAAGGAAGAGGCGACAUAACAACAGUGAUGAUGAGAUUAAUCAUCACAACCACAAGAAACACAAGGCGAGAGAUUUAGCGGAUGACAAACAAUUGGACAAUGAGAAGGAACAAAUGAAUAGUAAGGAUGAUAAUGAGGAUGCUGGUAAAUGAAGCCAGUAGAAAAUAGUGAGCAAUAGGAAAAAUCAAGUUGUUGCUAGUGGGAUGGUUAGCUGUGUAGCGUUCGUGCAUAUGCACACGCACGCACACACACACACACACACACACACACACACACACACACACACACACACACACACACACACACACAUUUAUCAAGUUGAGAAUUAAUUAACUGCCACAAUAGUAAUCUAUUUAUAAAGUGUAGAUUAUUUUUUCAUGGCUUUUGAAAUGUCGACAAUGGAAACAUUUUGAGACUGUA
Corticium candelabrum is the source of this 1990-nucleotide messenger RNA. Its product is annotated as U2 small nuclear ribonucleoprotein auxiliary factor 35 kDa subunit-related protein 2-like. Bases 94 to 1722 code for a protein of 542 amino acids. The record is from RefSeq and is a predicted model, not a curated record. Gene Ontology annotation, cellular component: U2AF complex; spliceosomal complex. Lineage: Eukaryota; Metazoa; Porifera; Homoscleromorpha; Homosclerophorida; Plakinidae. Gene Ontology annotation, molecular function: metal ion binding; pre-mRNA 3'-splice site binding. Gene Ontology annotation, biological process: mRNA splicing, via spliceosome. The transcript has 12 exons.